AUGGACAUAAAAGUAUUAGAUGAUGAAAUUAUGUUGUCAGAUGGAAGAAUAAUAAAAAUACCAGUUAGAACUGAAGAAAAUAAAAUAGAUAACACAAAAGGGAAAAUAAAAAUUGAAAAAAUACCUAAUGUAUGGGGUAGUAGUGCUGGAGCAGGAAGUGAUUACUUUGACAUUUAUAGAAAACAAAGAAAUGAAGAAAAUGAGAGAAUAGAAUUAAUUGAAAAAAAAUGGAAAGAAUAUACUGAAAAUCAAAUAUUUCAAAGUAAAAGAAAGGCAAAAAUAGAGUAUAUUGAAAAAAAACGCCUAAAAAGAAAAAAUAAAAGAUUGAUAAAAAAAAAUAAAUUGAAGCAGCAGCAAAGUAAUAAGAAAUGUAAUAAAAAUGAAACAGCAAUAAAUUAUUCCUCAUUACAACAAAAAGAUGAAAAAAAUAAAGAAUUAAAUAAUGACACUAUUAAAAUAAAUGAAGAGCACGCAAAACAUAGUAAAAAUCACACUGAUGAAAAUAAUAAUAAUAUUGUAGAUGAAGAAACAUAUAUAGAAAAAGAAAAAAAUGAAGAUAAUGGAACAUUUAUUCCUCCUAUUGAUACAAAUAAUUUUCUUGUGGUUAAGGAAGAUGAACUUUUUUGA
This is a messenger RNA of Plasmodium relictum, 627 nucleotides long. Its product is annotated as conserved Plasmodium protein, unknown function. Gene Ontology annotation, biological process: negative regulation of protein kinase activity. Gene Ontology annotation, molecular function: protein kinase binding; double-stranded RNA binding; protein kinase inhibitor activity. Bases 1 to 627 code for a protein of 208 amino acids. Gene Ontology annotation, cellular component: nucleolus. The record is from RefSeq and is a predicted model, not a curated record. Lineage: Eukaryota; Apicomplexa; Aconoidasida; Haemosporida; Plasmodiidae. The transcript has a single exon.